Molecule: messenger RNA, 1506 nt
Organism: Dicentrarchus labrax (European seabass)
Lineage: Eukaryota; Metazoa; Chordata; Actinopteri; Moronidae
Product: secretagogin-like
Exons: 11
Coding region: 202-1020 (272 amino acids)
Biological process (GO): regulation of presynaptic cytosolic calcium ion concentration; regulation of long-term synaptic potentiation
Cellular component (GO): cytosol; terminal bouton; dendrite
Molecular function (GO): calcium ion binding
Source: RefSeq, a predicted model, not a curated record
UACAGAGGCGCCUGAAGGUGAAAUAAGAAUAAAUAGAAUUUCACUGGAUAACAGAUUCUCUCUCUCUCUGUCUCUCUCUCUCUCUCUCUCUCUCUCUCUCUCUCUGAGACUUAACAGUCUGUCUCUUGAAGAAGGUUUUUUUUUUCCUUUUCUUUCGGUUCUGUUGUCACCAGCUCGACCUCUGGACUGGUCCUCAGCACCAUGGACAGCGCCUUGAACCGCCUGGACGCUGCAGGUUUCUUACAGAUCUGGCAACAUUUCGACGUAGAUGAUAACGGUUACAUCGAGGGGAAGGAGCUGGACAGCUUCUUCCAACACAUGCUGGGAAAAUUUGGGAUGAAGAGGGAGGAGAUAACUGAAGACAAAAUCAGAAGACUGAGAGAAAGAUUCAUGUCUGCUCACGAAACCGCAGCUGACGGACGUCUGCAGAUAACAGAGCUGGCGACCAUGAUGCUGCCGGAGGAUGAGAACUUCCUGCUUCUGUUUCGCAGAGAGACGCCGCUGGACAACAGCGUGGAGUUCAUGAGGAUCUGGAGAAACUAUGACACAGACAGCAGCGGCUACAUCUCAGCGAUUGAGCUCAAGGGCUUCCUCCAGGACCUCUUCCUCCAACACAGGAAGUCCAUCACCCCUGACAAACUGGAGGAGUACACGGACACCAUGAUGAAGAUGUUUGAUAAAAACAGGGAUGGAAGAUUGGACUUAAAUGACCUGGCCAGGAUCUUGGCCCUGAAAGAAAACUUCUUACUGAAGUUUAAGAUGGACGCUUGCAGUCAAGAGGACAGGAAGAGAGACUUUGAGAAGAUAUUUGCUCACUAUGAUGUUAGUAAGACAGGUGCAUUGGAGGGUCCGGAAGUGGAUGGAUUUGUCAAGGACAUGAUGGAGCUGGUAAAGCCAAGCAUCAGUGGCACAGACCUGGACAAGUUCAGGAAAGCCCUGAUGGGUCACUGUGACAUCAAUGGAGACGGGAAGAUCCAGAAGAACGAGCUGGCUCUCUGUCUAGGCCUCAAACUCAGCUAACGGACCCUCGCAACGACUGACUUUUUUCCUUUCAUUCCUUCUUUCUUCCUACUCCUUAUUUAAACUUCAAUUUUCUUUCUAUUUUUCAAUUUGAAUGUGCAUAUUUUACUCUUUUCUGCCACUUGACUCAUUCCUUCUCCCAUCCUACUUUCUGGAAGUAAAUCUCCUCUCUUACUGGCUCUGGUGUUAAAAGACCCAUGAAUCUACAUAUUUUAUGUUUGUUAAAAUAAACAGAGGGUAUCUCCAUAAUUUUAUCUAUUUUUCUGUAUUAAAAUUCUUUGCAGAGGUUGAAAUAAUGCUUAUUAAAUGUGGAUUUAUGAUUCAAAUAUAGUUUUGAGUUAUAAGAUUAAAGAAAUCUGUUUGUUGUUUUCAUGACUGCACAGUGUGCUGCUUUUUUGUAACGUGGUAAUAUAUGAAACAGUGUUUGCAUGACAAUAUUGUAACCAGUAACACGAAUGAUGGUUAAUAAAAUGUAUUUCAUCUUUG